This is a messenger RNA of Bursaphelenchus okinawaensis, 1190 nucleotides long. Lineage: Eukaryota; Metazoa; Nematoda; Chromadorea; Rhabditida; Aphelenchoididae. The record is from the annotation of a GenBank genome assembly.
AUGAGUAGUGAUACUAAUCAAAAGGUAAAUUUCAUUGUGUUAAGAUUAUCUUAAAAUAUAAAUUCAUUUUUAAGAUAACAACACUAUGUGUGUCGUUAGCUACAACAAUAUUCGGGGCAUUGGCUUGGAUUUACUUGUUUGUAGAUUAUUAUACUGACAGUAAUUGUAAGUUUACCGUGGAUACGUCCUUAGGUUCGAUUUAUUUUAGGUUGUUCACAUAAUUCUGCGCCCCCGUACCGCGCAAAUUAGCUUUGAGAAGGGGCGCAGAAUUAAGUGAAAAACCUAAUAUUUUAUUUUCUUAAUCGAGAUUUUAUUGUUAUAACUAAAAAGUUACAUUUUUUUAGAUUACGAAUCAAUGGGUAAACAAGGAUAUAAAUUUUACUUUUUCUUGCCAGGUAAUAUGAUUUUUAUAAAAAUAUUGAAUAUACAGUUGGAGUUUCUGCAUAAGCAGCUUCUAUACACCAAAAAAAUUUUAAAUUUAAAAAUUUUUUUUGGCUUAAAACUUUCUGAACAAUCUAAUUAAAAUAAAUUUUAAUCAGGCUUUUCUGUAUAAUAUAAUAUACAUCAGAUAUUGUUUUAGUAAGUGUCCAACGUUCAAUGAUGUACGUCGAAUGUAUAUUUUUAUUUUGCGGUAUGCAAUUGUUCUUCGGAGUAUUGUUCAGGAUAUGGAUAUUGUACAUUCCUUACAUGAUAUGGGCGGUAAGAAAUACUUUUUGCUUCGUAUAUAUAAUAAUUAUGAAGAAAAAUUUUUUGAGAAGUGCUAUAGUGCCUACUGUGCUUACGAUUAGCGGCCUUUGGGGGGGGGGAGGGGGGACAGGGAGUGGUGAAUAGGGUACUGUAAGUUUUAAAAUUUUAUCCAUUUCCAGAUGGUCCGCUUACCAACCUAUCUAGUAGGCAGUGUGUCAUGUAUGACAGUUGGUUUCAUUGAUUUGACAGAAAGUAGAUUCCCUACCAAUCUCUAUACUCCCACCUUCAACAGUACAAAGACCAUGACAUCAAUCAACAGAGGAAUUCAAAACUCCCCAUCUUUCCAGUUUUUUACUGCAUGUUUCAUGUUCAUUUACAUUAUCUUAACGUCAUUCAUGUUUAAAGUUGUAUACGAUGAUUAUACCAUAGUAAGGGCAAGUGGGUUGUCGGUAAAACAAAAGAAAUUCAUUCGAAAAGUUUCUGAGUUUACUGGCGGUAAAUAA